UGCUCUGUCUCCACUCGGAUAGCCUACAUAGCGCCAUUCAGGCGCAUCUUCUUCACUUCCUCACGGAUCAACUGAGCAAAAGUCAACAACAUGGAUCUUUCAUUUAUGGCUGCGCAGAUCCCGGUUAUGACAGGAGCAUUCAUGGACUCAUCACCCAAUGAUGACUACAGUGCUGAUCAUUCCCUCUUCAACUCAUCUGCCAGUGUCAAUGCAGCUCCUAUGACCUUAGUUCAGACUCAACACGACGAGCACCAGCAUGUCUCCACUGAUGCUAUAUGGCUGUGGAUCGCCAUCAUUGCCACCAUUGGGAACAUUGUGGUGGUCGGAGUGGUUUACGCAUUCACUUUCUGAUCUUUCUGACUGUAGAAACUGUAGAGGUGUUGGUUAUUAUGAUAAUCCUUUGGUUCAUGAAUAACCAACAUUUGCACAUAACACUUUCCCUUCUACAACUUAUCUGGAAGCUUACACUUCAAUAAGCUUUUUUGUUUAUUCUGAAGAUGUUCAAAUGGAUUAACUAGCUUUAAGUGAUGAACCUACUUCAAUAUCCCUGAAGACCUUAGAAGCAAUUAAGAGGAGUGUUCUUCAAUUAUUUGGAUGACAGGGCAACAAGUCUUUAAAUAUUAAAGGGAGUUAGGGUGUGUAUUUACACACACACACACACACACACACACACACACACACACACACACAAAGAAAGUGUUUUGUAUAUAAAUUAGCAACACUGCAGCUAUCAUAGCACUUGUCUAGAUGUUAUGAUAAAAUAUGAAUGUCUUCUAUAUAAAAACUGUUUUAUAGUUACAUAUUUACUUCUGUAUAACAUCCAGCUAUAUUACUUUGUAUGACACAAUAUGUUGAAAAAAAAAAAAACAGUCCAGUUGAUUGAAGUCAAACACUAGAUAUUUAAAUAUUUUUGCAUCAGGUAGUGUUUUUCUAGGCACCUGUCCAUAUUACAGAGUUCCUUAUUCCAGAAUCCCAUUUCUGUGUUGAAAUCUGCUGUGCAAAUAUUGUUGUUGCUAUGGUGAUUAAUCCUCUCUAAUUAAAGACAUGAAAUGACUCUUCUCCAACAAGGAAAAGAGAGCUCCAGAUGAUGGUGCCCUAGCUGUUGACCCUCUUAUUCUUUUUUACCCAGCUGUUUUCCUUCUUCUGGAUGAGGAGAAUUAUCCAUGGAACAAGCCAUAAGCAAUUCAAUUAUAGUGCUACUUUUAAAUGAGUUGCCAUGGAGAAGGUUAGAUGGGAUGCAUAGACAGGGCACUAAAAUGCCUCCACAGAGCUUUGGUUCUCUAAUGGGCUCCCAUAUGUGAACUGUUACAGCAGAAUAGUCAGAUCUGUAAUCCUAAGCCUGUAAGAAAAAGCAAAAUGUAUUUAAAUAAGUCUUUAAAUGCAGUUUCACCAAAUCACAAUAUACAGUUAUGGUAACAUAGAGGUAAUGUUCCCAACACUGUUUAAAUAGUAAUGGACUUUAAUCAUGAAGGAAAUUAUGAUUAUGACUCAUUUGAAUAUUAAAUUGAGUUAUUAGGAUUCCUUUUCUGGAGGCCACCCGCUAAUCAGCCUACAUUUUGCCUAAAAAUGAUGCACUUGUGAAACCAUGGCUGUUAUUAUUGAUUUACCGCUAUUCCUCAGCUAUUAUUCAGUGACCUUUGAUGUUUUUGCAUCAUUCUCAUGAAUAAUAGACAGCUUAGUUUAAAGCAAUCCUUAUGAUUUUCAUACUGAUAAGUUCAGAAUGUGGACUAAAACAUGGAACCUGCCAAGACGCACCUUUACAUUGCUUUCUGUCCUCAGCCUGACAGUUCAGCACAGACAGUUUCAAUAUGCUAAUGUGGGUCAGUGUUUUUGGACACAUUCUGUCAGCUCGGAUCUACGCAGCUAACAAUGUGGAGUUUCUCCUGAGCCAUAGCAAUCCUUUACAACUGUUGAAUCAUAAUGUAAUUCAUAUCAGGUUACCUGCAAGCUGACUGGAUUGGCUAAGUUGAGAAAAACUUAUUAAACCUGAAAACCUCUUAGUAAUGCUUAAUAAUGUUCUGCAUUAUACUUAAUGCAGUCAAUAUAAACUGUAUAUUAAUGUUUAAUGGAGAUGUAUGUAACUGAUUGGCAGUCUGUUCAAAAUAUUUAGUUCUAUAUUUAUUUGUAGUCUCUGCUCAUAGCUGUAUCUUGUAUCACGCUACUGCUCUCAGAUGGUAACCACCCACACUGCCUCAACAUGUCAGAGCUUAGACUACAAUUCAGACCAUACUUCUACAUACUUUUGCAUAAAACUCGUCUCUUAUUUCCAGAGGUGAGUAGUAACGUGCUACAUUUACUUCGUUACAUUUACUUGAGUAACUUUUUGGGGGAAAAAUUUACUUUUAAGACUAGGUUUAACUGACCAUACUUAUACUCCUACUCAAGUUCAUUUUUAAUCACAGAAAUGUACUUUUACUUUGCUACAUUCGGUGGCGUUCCUCCGUUACUGCUAAAUGUUAAUGAAUAAAUGUAGUUUUAAUAAUUUCUUAAUAUCACGUAUAAUGAGGUCACGAGUCUCAAGAUACUCUGCAAUGGUCUGAAUGUGGAUGCAAAAACCUCUAUCUAUCUAUCUAUCUAUCUAUCUCUCUCUCUCUCUCUCUCGCCACAUACUUUAUCUUCUGUUCUGUUCCACAGUCUGUUCUUUUGUUCUCUGUUGUCUUAUUUAAAUGCAGAUGCUGACAAGAUGGUGUUGUUAACAUAUGAAAAUAA
This is a messenger RNA of Ictalurus punctatus (channel catfish), 2709 nucleotides long. RefSeq lists its product as uncharacterized. The transcript has 2 exons. Bases 91 to 351 code for a protein of 86 amino acids. The record is from RefSeq and is a predicted model, not a curated record. NCBI's taxonomy places the organism in Eukaryota, Metazoa, Chordata, Actinopteri, Siluriformes, Ictaluridae.